CGGAAAUUCGCCGUGAAAGAAGAGCAAGCCCUGCGCUAGAUUUCGAGGGCAAGAUCAAAGGCAAAAUCUUCAAUCGGCGUCCGUGGUCAUGGCCAGCAAGGGGAACACCGCGGGGAGUUCCUAGGAUGAGUCCUCUGGAAGGGGUCUUCCAAUGUUGCCGUGCCCACGGUGCGGUGCUUCGCCGUUGACAUGGGGAGUGUGCGAGAACGGCAAGAACGCUGGAAAGGAGUACUUCAAGUGCUGCAGGAACCUGAGCGAAUUUUCGCCAUGCAGGUUCUUCAUAUGGAAGGACACAUAUAUUGAGGACCUGAGGUCUUCGAGGAUAAUGGCAGCAGUUCCAUCUGGCGUCUUCGAAACCCAGAUUGAGUCUGCACCUGCGUUACCAUCAUCAGACAGCUUGGUGGAGGUGCUUAACCAUCUCUGUGAGAUGAAUGAGGGCAUAGCCGACAUAAGAGCAGGUGUAGCUGAGGCAAGAUCGGCGUACAAGGGUUUUUGCUCCGCCAAAAGGACGACCAGGAUCAUCGCUCUUACCCUGGUCGUUGUUUGGAUUGGCUGUGUCCUCGCUAAGUUCAUUCAGAUGUGA
Lolium rigidum is the source of this 583-nucleotide messenger RNA. RefSeq lists its product as uncharacterized. Gene Ontology annotation, molecular function: zinc ion binding. The transcript is spliced from 3 exons. Bases 152 to 583 code for a protein of 143 amino acids. The record is from RefSeq and is a predicted model, not a curated record. Lineage: Eukaryota; Viridiplantae; Streptophyta; Magnoliopsida; Poales; Poaceae.